AUGGAUUUACCUGGACCAAUACAUGAUUUUCUUUUAAUUUUUUUGGGGUUGGGUCUUAUAUUAGGGGGGCUAGGAGUGGUAUUAUUUACCAAUCCAAUUUUUGCGGCCUUUUCAUUGGGAUUGGUUCUUGUGUGUAUAUCUUUAUUCUAUAUUCUAGCAAACUCCCAUUUUGUAGCUUCUGCACAACUCCUUAUUUAUGUGGGAGCUAUAAAUGUAUUAAUCAUAUUUUCUGUAAUGUUCAUGAAUGGCCCAGAAUAUGACAAAAAGUUUCAUCUGUGGACUGUUGGGGACGGGGUUACUUCAUUGGUUUGUAUAAGUCUUUUUGUUUCAUUAAUUAUUACUAUUAUAAAUACGUCCUGGUAUGGUAUUAUUUGGACUACAAAAUCAAACCUGAUUCUAGAACAAGAUUUGAUAAAUGCUAGUCAACAAAUUGGAAUUCAUUUAUCAACCGAUUUUUUUCUUCCAUUUGAACUCAUUUCAAUAAUUCUUUUAGUUGCUUUAAUAGGUGCAAUUUCCGUGGCUCGUCAAUAA
Messenger RNA from Chenopodium quinoa (quinoa), 531 nucleotides. The record is from the annotation of a RefSeq genome assembly. Lineage: Eukaryota; Viridiplantae; Streptophyta; Magnoliopsida; Caryophyllales; Amaranthaceae.